Cyprinus carpio (common carp) is the source of this 4163-nucleotide messenger RNA. Its product is annotated as serine/threonine-protein kinase DCLK2-like. The record is from RefSeq and is a predicted model, not a curated record. Gene Ontology annotation, biological process: protein phosphorylation; intracellular signal transduction. The coding region runs from base 466 to 2493 and encodes 675 amino acids. The transcript is spliced from 16 exons. Lineage: Eukaryota; Metazoa; Chordata; Actinopteri; Cypriniformes; Cyprinidae. Gene Ontology annotation, molecular function: protein kinase activity; ATP binding.
GGGCUGCGCGCUCCCGUAUAGGACCAUGCUGCCCGGUUACAGCGCGGCGCGCGCCUAGAUACCGCACGCUAGUUUAAGGGCGGAUCGGGUUUUUCUUUUACACAGUCUCAAUGGAAUUACGCGUUUGACCGGGAUUGUUCAGUUCAUCCAGGGUUUUGUUGCACGCAGACAACAGCCGGCGUCCGGACUCAUUUAUUUCUCAGCCGAAUUAUCUCCGCUGGAAUGACCGCGAGCGUUUUCACGCGCGUUUGAACGCGACGAGCCACGCGGAAUAAACGCCGGGCGCAGCGCCCGCUGCUUUUGUGUUGAUGUAAAUGAUGCUGUCGGCGCGCGCCGUGCGCCCGGUAAACGCGAAGCAGGGAGAGCGGUGUGUCCGCACGGGCUGAUGACAAUAGCGAUCAAAGCGGACGACAGAAAAAAAGAAAAAAGAAAGAACGUUUGAGAAGUCGGUUACCGGGAAGGAAAAUGUCUCUCAGCAGGAGCAUCGAGCUCGAGCACUUUGAUGAGCGGGACAAGGCGCGGCGCUCCAAGCGCGCGGCGGGUUCGGGCUCGCAGCAGGGCUCCCGGGCGAGCAGUCUGGUACCGAGUCCCGCGCACAGCGCCAACUGCAGCUUCUACCGGACGCGCACGCUCCAGGCGCUCAGCUCCGAGAAGCGAGCCAAGAAGGUCCGGUUCUACCGGAACGGCGACCGGUACUUCAAGGGUCUGGUGUACGCCGUGUCCGUAGACCGCUUCAGGUCCCUGGACGCGCUGCUGGCCGAACUGACGCGCGCGCUCGCCGACAACCUGCACCUGCCGCAAGGUGUGCGUACCAUCUACAGCGUGGACGGCGCGAGGAAGAUCGCGAGCCUCGAGGAAAUCGUGGAAGGUCAGACACUCGCGGAAAUAUCUGCUUUUACUGAUGGUGGUGUUAGUUCUGUCUGCGCCUCCAACGAACCCUACAGGAAGGUGGAGUACACCAAGAACGUCAACCCCAACUGGGGCUCGCGGCUGGCGGGGGCGGGGCCUGUCCUGGGGGCGGGGCCGGUGGGCGGAGCCGGGCGUCAGGGGCCUCAGUCGAGGGAGCCGAAAGACUUCAUCAAACCCAAACUGGUGACGGUGAUCCGGAGCGGCGUGAAGCCCAGGAAGGCCGUGAGGAUCCUGCUGAAUAAGAAGACGGCGCACUCCUUUGAGCAGGUGCUCGCAGACAUCACCGAAGCCAUCAAACUGGACUCCGGCGUCGUGAAGAGACUCUACACGCUGGACGGAAAACAGUUGUCGAGUCUGCAGGAUUUCUUCGGUGAUGACGAUGUUUUCAUCGCGUGCGGUUUGGAGAAGUUUCGUUACGCGCAGGACGACGCCGCCAUCGGACACGCGGGGAAGGGAGCCGCGGCUGCGUUCGUUAACGAGUGUAAGAAAUCACGACCGUCAGUCCCUCCCAAGACAACUGCAUACAAAAGCUCCGGCGUCCCACGCUCCAAAUCACCCGUCUCUGCCAAUGAGGCUCCGAGGAGCGACUCUCCCCCGAUGAUGUCAUCGCAGUCGCCCUGCAGCCCCGGGACUCAACGCAGCCGGAAGACGUCCGUUCAUGAAGCGUCUGCGUCCCCGACGCCCUCCAGAGACCUCAACGAUGAAGAAGACCUCAGUCCUGAAGUGAACGGAAAUGAAGUUCAGUCAUCUGUCAUCGCUGAAAAGUAUAAAGUGGGGAAGGUGAUCGGCGAUGGAAACUUCGCUGUGGUCAGAGAGUGUGUGGAGAGGUCUACAGGACAGGAAUACGCACUGAAGAUCAUUGACAAGGCCAAGUGCAGCGGCAAGGAGCACCUGAUAGCCAAUGAGGUGGCGAUACUGCGAAGGGUUCAUCACCCCAGCAUCAUUAUGCUAAUAGAGGAGCUGGACACGCCCACUGAACUGUACCUGGUGAUGGAGUCAUAUACAACACGGAGCGGGACGCCCAGCGCCACCACACCCACUGUGUGUGAGUAUCCUGACGGCACCAAGUCUCUGAAGCUGGGUGAUUUUGGGCUGGCCACGGUGGUGGAGGGACCGCUGUACACCGUCUGUGGGACGCCGACGUACGUCGCCCCGGAGAUCAUCGCAGAGAGCGGGUACGGGCUGAAGGUGGACAUCUGGGCUGCGGGUGUGAUCACAUACAUCCUGCUGUGCGGCUUUCCUCCGUUCCGCAGCGAGAAGAACCUGCAGGAGGAGCUGUUCGAGCAGAUCUUACUGGGCAGACUGGAGUUCCCCUCGCCGUACUGGGACAACAUCAGCCUCUCUGCUAAGGAUUUAAUUGGUAAGAUGUUGCAAGUGAAUGUUGGUGUUCGUUACACGGCUGACGAGGUGCUGGAACACCCCUGGGUGCAGGACGAUGCUGUGAUGGACACCAACAUGGCGUGUGAGAUCGAAGAUGGUGUUGAAUCAGAAAACACACACAACAGCGCAGCAGCAGAGGCUGAGAUGACAGCUUGCAGUAGUCUGAUGAAUCUCUCCGGAGGCGCAGAAGAAGAGGAACCCUGAUGAUGACCACAAACCUCAACACCGAGACCAGACCAGACCGGACCGGACCGGACCACCUUCUCUCUUCAUCUUCCAUCCUGCUAUUAGUGGUGUUUGUGAAGUCAGCAAUCGAUUUUACUUAGCUCUCAUAUUUCAGUGUUAGCCACAUGCUGAAACCUCUAGCACUAAGUAUUACAUCCCAUAGACACUCAGAACACCUUAGCAACUGCAUAGCAACACCAUAACAACCCCCGCAGCAUCGACGCAGUUUGUUUACAUGCACUCAUUGUCUUCAAUCUGAAUGAAUCCAAUCCGAUGUCGGAUCCUGAAAGUUGUUUAUAUGAACGGUAAACUUCACAUUCAUUUACAUGUAAAUUUACGUGUUCCGAACAAAAGACAGCUCUUUCAUAACUGGAAAAGGCCACUGCGAUAAUGUCUCCAGAGCUAUCGUGAGUCGUUUUGGCCUAGAUGACACCUAAAAGGAAAACUGAAAAAUAUGUCAGAAGAGCUUUUUUUUUUUUUUUUUAGCAAAUAUUUAGUAAAUAUGUAUUCUCCUCCACUGACCAGCUAACAAAAAUAUGUUCUAAGAAAGUUAUAACAUUUUCAUAACGUUAUUAUAACUUUCUUAGAACAUAUAUUUGUUAGCUGGUCAGUGGAGGAGAAUGAAUACAUCCAACUAAAAUGUUUCAUAAAUAAAGAACGUUUUCCGAAUGUUUCCAUAAAAGGUUUACUGAACAUUCUAAACAUCCAGUUUGUUAAUGUUUAGAAAUGCUUUGGCAAUGUUACUUUUGAAUGUUCUCUGAACAUUCUAAAAUUAGUAACAUUUAAAAAACUUGAGAUAAAUGUCCAACUAAAGCGUUUCUGGAGCGGAGUAUGAAUAAUGUUUUUGUGUUAACGUUUUGAUAACGUUCAUGAAGACCAGAGAACUUUGAGCAAACAUUAUAUUAGCGUUACUGGAAGAAUGUUCGUGAGCUUGAGAGAACGCCCCCUGUUGGCUGGGAUUAUUAGUUCGUAGGACGAAAAUACGACCCAGAAAGCACACGUACGUCUGCAAGAUGUCUGUUAAAGAGCUCUUGAUCUGCAAAGCAUCUUUCUUGAUCAUGACAGACGUCUUUCAGGUACAUGAAGGCUUUUCAGUCAUUUGAGUGCAUGUGAACCUGUUCUUCAGAUCAUGUUAGAAUCUAGUCCUUCGUGUUCGUUACUCCAGUUCUGGUCUGUGUUUGUACGCAGGGCUUCAACUAAACCAGCGACCUCGACUUUUACUGCACUGUGUCCUCCUCUUGCCCCCUUUCUUUCUGUACAUAUGUGUCAGUGUUGGUGUCUGGUCAGAUGCAUCAUUAGAGUCUCAUUUCAGACAUUUGCAUCUUUAUACCUGAACUGAAUGAGAACAAGACGUUUGAAUUGUGUUGCCAGAUGUUUCUUUACGUCUGAUUUGUGUGACCAAAUGUGUUACGAGUCUGAUGUAGUGUUAUGACUUUGCUUUACACCAAAACUUCAGUCUUUACUGAAUGAGGACGAGUGGGAGUGUGUGUGUGUGUGUGUGUUUAUCCCCAUGAAAUGCCUAUUAACUUUUGUACGGUGUCUGUUCGGGACCUCAAGCUCCUCGUAAUUAGGCCUAUUCUAAUUAUGGAUUUAUUUCAUGUUUUGUUUUGUAUUGCAACAAUACAUCAUGAGUAGCUGAUGAACCCUGA